Messenger RNA from Branchiostoma floridae (Florida lancelet), 1275 nucleotides. RefSeq names its product huntingtin-interacting protein K-like. The coding region runs from base 45 to 428 and encodes 127 amino acids. NCBI's taxonomy places the organism in Eukaryota, Metazoa, Chordata, Leptocardii, Amphioxiformes, Branchiostomatidae. Gene Ontology annotation, biological process: negative regulation of apoptotic process; protein stabilization. The record is from RefSeq and is a predicted model, not a curated record. The transcript is spliced from 4 exons.
ACUCAUAACCUCCAUCAGAGCCGCAACGCACUUGUCAAUUCAAGAUGGCGACGUCGAAGCCGACCCAAAACGAGCACGAUCACGAACUGGACGGAGAGGAAGAAAAUGUCCAGCCAGACAAGAAGGAGAAGAAGAAGAAGCAGGAUUCAGAAGCCGCCGCUGAUCUGGAGAAGGUUACCGACUACGCAGAGGAGAAGGAAAUUUCCACAGAGAGCAUCCAAAAUGCUAUGAGUUUAGUGAACCAGAAAACAUCAGAAGAGAGAAGCAAAAAGGCAAGCAGAGAAAGAGAACUAGCCAAAGUUGUGAUCCGGAAAGAAGAUGUUGAAUUGAUUAUGACAGAGCUGGAGGUGACGAAGCUGGUUGCGGAGCGUACGUUGAGAGAACACCAGGGAGACAUUGUCAAGGCUCUCAUCUCUCUCACCAACUGAGAACAGCACCAUCUUCUCUCUGUACAGUCAUGCCGCACACCAGUCGUUCAUGUACCUGCAAUGUUGUUGUGUAGAACCUGGAAAAGAUAAUGUUGUGUUUAUGGUUACAGUCCUGAAAUAAUUAGGGCCGGUAGGCAGGGAUUUUCCUUUUUUUUUUAAUAAGUGAUCAACAGGUACAGUUUGGCAAUGUUCAAGUACAGGUAUAUUAAUGAAAUGAACAAUGAAGUACGAUGUUAAGUAUGCAUUCUUGCAUCCACUGUUCAAAGCCCUAAUCUGAUAAGGAUUGUAGAAUACAGAAAGUCUGUAAGACACAACAUUUUUUCUCUAGGCCUAGAGUGUUUUCAAUCACUUUUUAUCCAUGCAUAAGUUCUGCAACACUUUUGGACAAUAUAAGUAUUGAGCUCAAGGGAAUCCUAACAAAAGGACUGUCCUACUUUUGUGGGGGUGGACAGGUUGGUAACUUGAUAUACAUGUACAUUAAUGUUUAUCCUCUAGUCUGUGACAAAUGAAAAUGUUCUGAUUCCCUAUGUUAAUGUGGUCUCAUCCAAGCCUCAAUUUAAAAUUUAGAGUCAGAAAAUACAGUCAACAGUAAUACUAAAAUGAUGUAAGGAAACAACAACAUUGUGUUACCAUUAUAAGGGGCAGAGGACAGAGAAACACCUAGGUAAAUACCACGUCCAACACUGUAUCAUUUUUCUAGUUCUUUAAAUGAAAAUCAAAUGUCAAUAUCCUUCUGCACAUUAAGCAAUAUAUUUCAAAUGUCAGCACAACAAAACAUUGAUAUUUUUCAUGCUUGGCUAUAUUUUGAUAUUUUGAUUUUAACAGUAAUAAAGGUAUUGAAGCAGUA